CAUCAAUACUCACAUUAGACAAAAACACUGCUGAAAAAGUUCUAUAACGAAAAAAGAAAAGAAAAAACACUUACUGUAUCGGCCUUCUAUGGUAAUCAGUUCUACUUGGGGGAAGCCAUGAAAACAAAAAAGUUUUGACGGUACAGGCGACUUCGACGGAGUACGCGACGGAUUGGGCACGAGUGUGCCUGCCUGGGUUGGCAAAGGAGCAGCCGACUUCGUCGGGGUUUGCCACAUUGCAGGUUCAAUUUGGGUUUCUAAAGCGUGACGUCUCUCUCUCACUCCCAGGUGAAUGUGCAGAGAGCCAUAGAGCUUUUGGAGAAUGCGAUUGUGCUAAACCAUUGAGGGAAGUGGUAGAGAGAAAAUGAUAGAGCCCAUUGUGUGGAUGGAGGAAUAUACAGGUGUUGGGUUUGGACAACCGAGUCCAGCAUUAAGAAAAAGAAAGAGAAUAGAGUUUUCAGGGUGGGGUUCAACAGCCUUAAUUGCAUUCUUGCAAUCCAUUGGAAGAGACACUACUCAUCCAAUCUCUCAGUCCGAUGUUACUAACAUUGUCAAUGAUUAUGUGGAGAAGAAUCUACCCUCCUCAACCACAAGUAUCAUGCUUGAUAACGGGAAGAAAAAGAAGAAGAAGAAUAAGAAAAAGGUUGUUUGUGAUGACAAGCUUCGAUCACUUUUUGGUAAAAAAUCCAUUAGCAGAAUUAUGAUUCAUAAGUUGUUAGAACCCCAUUUGGCUGCAGAUCAACUUGAUUCUGAUGACGACGAUGCAAUUGAUUACCUUUCUUAUGCCAAUGGAGAAGAGGGAGUUAGAGAUGAAAAACGAGAAAGAUCUUAUCGCCCCAAGAGAUUGAUUGUGGAAAUGUCUGCUCCUAAGUCUAACCUUAAAAGUUUCUUUGCCGCUGUCAUUCCUGAAAAUAUAAAGCUUGUUUAUUUGAAAAGAAGUUUGAUUGAGGAUAUUCUGGAGGAGAAGGAGAAGGAGAAGAAGGGUGAGCCUUCAACUUUCAAAACAAAAGUUGUGGGAAGCUUUGUAAGGACCAAAUCUGACCCUAAUGACUACCUUCAGAAACAUUCUCACUGUCUACUCCAAGUUUUAGGUGUGAGGUUCUCUGAAACCGAUGACAACAAUACCAGUAAAACUUUUUUUCAAGUUUCUGGUUUUAUAAAAGAUGUCCCUCUAUCUCUGCUUUCUGAUGAUGAUUUCUCCAAGGAAGAAUGUGAGGAUUUGCAUCAAAGAAUAAAAGAUGGAAUGCUCAAGAGGCCUACAGUGGAGGAACUACAACAGAAGGCCCAGAUAUUGCACGAGGACAUGACAAAGCAUUGGCUUGCCAGAGAACUUGCUUUGCUAAGAAAUCUAAUUGAUCGAGCUAAUGAAAAAGGACGGCGCAGAGAGCUGUCUGAGUACCUAGAAAGAAGGGAACUACUGCAGACACCAGAUGAACAGUCAAAACUAUUUCAGGAACUUCCCAAAGUAAUUGCAGAAGAUAUAGAACCUGAAAUUGAUCCACAGCAUAGUCCAGAAGAAGUAAAACAAGCAAAUGAUAGUUCACCUGGAUCAAUCCUCCCAGGACCUAAGGAAGCUCAUAUUUUUGAUUCUCGAGAAGAUGAAAUAGAAGACGAAUGCGAAGAUGAAUUUGAAUUAACUUGGGCCAUAGAUGACAUAAUUUCUGAAGGGUCUGGUAAGCCUGCAAAAAAGGAGCAUGGCAAUUCCUUGCAAGAGUCACAAAAGGAGGAGCAAAAAUUGCAGGAGCCAACAAAAUCGAGCAUAGAAAGCCGUGGUGAAAUUGAAGCACAAAUUGAGUGUGUACCACUGCCAGAAAAGAAGCUUUCUCAUGGAGUAAAAGAGAAAGUGGUGAUUGAUUUGAGCGAUGAAGAUGAAGUACCGGCUCCGGCUCCAAAGAAGCUUUCCGUUGAUGAAAGUUCGAUGUGGCAUUACUUAGAUCCCCAGGGAGAGAUACAAGGCCCUUUCACAAUUUCAUUAUUAAAAAACUGGAGUGAUGCUGACUUCUUUCCUCCAGAUUUUAAGAUUUGGAAAGAAGGUGAGAGCCCAAAGGAAGCUGUACAAUUGAAGUUGGUUCUUAAACAGGCUUUUCCAAAUUAAUUGUAGCGAACCAGCUUUGCUUUUUGAAUGGUUAAGUGCUUAAUCUGUACCUUCUGAGUUUUGUCAUUCACCAAACAAAAAUAAAAAUAAAAUAAUAAAUAGUUGUAUCUGAAUUAAA
Humulus lupulus (European hop) is the source of this 2213-nucleotide messenger RNA. RefSeq lists its product as uncharacterized. NCBI's taxonomy places the organism in Eukaryota, Viridiplantae, Streptophyta, Magnoliopsida, Rosales, Cannabaceae. Gene Ontology annotation, molecular function: protein binding; DNA binding. The coding region runs from base 365 to 2095 and encodes 576 amino acids. The transcript has 9 exons. The record is from RefSeq and is a predicted model, not a curated record.